Zasmidium cellare ATCC 36951 is the source of this 735-nucleotide messenger RNA. RefSeq lists its product as uncharacterized. The transcript is spliced from 3 exons. The coding region runs from base 1 to 735 and encodes 244 amino acids. Gene Ontology annotation, biological process: RNA processing. The record is from RefSeq and is a predicted model, not a curated record. NCBI's taxonomy places the organism in Eukaryota, Fungi, Ascomycota, Dothideomycetes, Mycosphaerellales, Mycosphaerellaceae. Gene Ontology annotation, molecular function: ribonuclease III activity.
AUGUCGACCAAGCGCGACGGGCUGAAGCUCUGUGCGUCAACGGAUUGUACGGCGAGUUGUAAACUCACCUUGGGCAACUUCACCCACACCUUCGCCCACCCCGAGCUCCUCAAAGAGGCCCUGACCGUCCCUAUCGCCUACCUCCCCUCCAACAUGCAAGGCAGACCCACACUACGCAAAGACGGAAAGAAGCUGGCGUUCCUGGGUGACUCAGCCCUGAAGACCAUCAUGGCGACGUCGUGGGCGGCGGUAGAUGGACAGGAUUCUCUUUUCUGGACGACGCACUUCGACAACGGCAUCGGCAAAGACUCCUUCCUGGGGCGCCUGGGCGACGCCAUCGGCAUCUUGCACCACCUCGUCGCCGCCGACGGAGACCGCAUGACGGCCGAGUUUUGGGAGCAGCCGCCCCUCAACCCCAACAAGAACCCGAAGCAAAAGACGAAGCUCGUCAACGAGAAGAACAAGCCCGUGCCGAGCGCGAUGGAGGCGUUGCUGGGCGCGAUCUGGACGGAUUGUUUGCGCGGUGAGCCGAGACGUGAGCCGGUCCAGAGGGUGAAGGCGUUCUUGUGGCAUUUGGGCGUUUCGUGGCCUAGAGAUGAGGAAGAGCGGGAAGCGGUGAAAGAGAUGAUUGACAUGGCAGACGAGGUGACGAAGGAGAAGAAUGAGAUUGCUGCGAAAGAGGCUGGUAUGGGCGAGGAGGGCAGUGGUCAGGCUGCUGCGGAAGGCGGGUCUUGA